AUGUCCAAGGAUGCUUUGGGGGCAGCCAAGCCACUCCUGCAAUGGGGAGUCCCUCGGACCAGGAAAGAUUUGUACAACACCAUCACCAAAUACAAUCAUUACAUCUUUCCUUUCACACUAGCAACAACCUUCUGCUUGCUCUGGAAGUUGGCUCAUGCUACCUAUCACUACGAAAAUGCCGUAAAGGCUAAUGAUCAGUGGAACUGGACCACAGUGCUUCAGACAGCAUUGAUCUUCUUCGGACUCAUUGCCCAGAUGCCCCCAUAUGCGUCGGUUUUCGGCUUGUGCACGCCAAUGCGGCCCGGCUUGUAUUCUCAGGCCCCAGCCAAACGGGAUUUUCGCAGUUUAAGAAUUUGCCUUGUGACUAAAGGCACCAAUUUUGACACGGUAAUGAGGGCUACCAGAGCCUGGUCGCCACUUCAGAACAUCCCAGGUGUGCGCUUUCACGUUGUCCUUGACGACGAAAAGAAAGAAGUGCAAUUUCGCCAAUCUCUUCCGUCAUUUGUUCAGAUAGUCGUCGUCCCAUCCGCUUUCACGCCCAGCAAGGCCAAGUAUAAGGCCCGCGCUCUUGAGUUUUACCGACGAAACCAGCAAUUAACCAGUAAUGACUGGGUCCUGCACUUGGACGAAGAGUCUAUGAUUGAUGAGGACGUCAUGAAUUCUUGUCUUGAUUUCAUAACAAAGACUGACUUGGAUGUCGCCAUGGGGACAUUGCAUUACAACGACGUCAACCAUUGGAAAAACGGCUUCCUAACGACUGCUGAGACGCUUCGUAGUCAAGAGGACUUUGGAAAGUUCUCCUACUCUGUCCGGAUGCGUAACAAGCCCAUGCUUGGAUGGAUGCACGGCUCGUGGAUCGUAAUCAACGGUGCUGUCGAGAAUAGCGUGACAUGGGAUACCGACUGCCAGGCGGAAGACUUCUGGUUUGCAUACAACUCUUCAGCGAAAGGUUACAAAUUUGGUUGGAUUUGGAACACCGUUCACGAACAGCCGAAUGAAACAUUCCACGACUUUUGGAAGCAGCGCAGAAGAUGGUACACGGGAAUUCUAUCUAUUCCCAGCAUUAUCGUCAAGUUUUCCCUUGUUGUUGGCGUCCUCGGCGAAUUUGUGUACUGGCUUGGGCCUAUCUAUACGCAACUUGGCGGUAUUUUCAUAAUUCCAAAGUGGCUAUUUAUUUGGGGUUUGUGGCAUCUUGCCGUCGACACUCACAGCCUGAUUGUUGCUUCAUUUCUGCAGGACCUCACAGCACCUGCCGGAGUGAUUUGGCUCCAAACUGUUCAGCAUGCCAUUCAGACGGUAUUUCUAGCGCCUUUCGUGCGCCUCGUGCAGGUUGCUGCGCUGAUAACCUGUAUUUUCCAACCGGCUCAGGGGUUUGAAAUUGUAUCGAAGGUGUAA
Colletotrichum truncatum is the source of this 1395-nucleotide messenger RNA. RefSeq names its product cre-bre-3 protein. Lineage: Eukaryota; Fungi; Ascomycota; Sordariomycetes; Glomerellales; Glomerellaceae. Gene Ontology annotation, cellular component: cytoplasm. Gene Ontology annotation, molecular function: beta-1,4-mannosyltransferase activity. The record is from RefSeq and is a predicted model, not a curated record.